Molecule: messenger RNA, 1366 nt
Organism: Gastrolobium bilobum
Lineage: Eukaryota; Viridiplantae; Streptophyta; Magnoliopsida; Fabales; Fabaceae
Product: protein FATTY ACID EXPORT 3, chloroplastic
Exons: 7
Coding region: 278-1219 (313 amino acids)
Biological process (GO): G protein-coupled receptor signaling pathway
Cellular component (GO): membrane
Source: RefSeq, a predicted model, not a curated record
CUAACGGAUCAAAGAAAUUGUUCGAUGAUGAAUAGGUAGGUGUCAGGGUCACAGUCUCAGGACGAGUUCCAUUCCCAAGCAAAUAAGCAAAAAACACAUUCUGGUGGUUUAGGACUUUUCACAAACACUUGCCCUCCCUUCUUUGUUUCUAUAAAUUCCUUUUGACUUUGAUUCCUUCCCCUUCCUGCAAAGCUUCUAAUCCUCACCAACUUCUCGUAAGCUUCGCCAUCGCCUUCCUUCAACUCCACUCUCUCUCGUUCUGGAUCACAGGGCCUCGAUGAGUUUCACCAUGGAUUCGGUUUCGGUUUUAAACCCUAAACUCACACAAACCCAUGUUUCAUUGCCAUUCAACAGGCUUGCCCAUUGUGUCAAAUUCGACCCUUUACUUAAACCUCGCGCUUUCAGAGUCUCUGUUAACGCCGUUUCCCCAAAUGGGGUUGGUGCGUGCUUUCUUCCCCUGAAUCGACGAAGCCCAUUAACCCUCGCUUUCGCAGCAAAGCACCAAGACUCGGAAAAUGGUGAAAUUGAAGUGGAGAAGGGGAAGGAUGCGGAACCCUACAUUGGUUCUGAAGAGUCACAGGAAGCAUGGAAGCAGGCUCUGGAUACCUUCAGGGAACAAGCCAUUAAGUUUCAAGGAAUUUCUCAAGAAGCAUAUGAAUUGUAUUCUAAGAAGGCUAUUGUCAUUUUGAAAGAUACCACGGAACAGUUGAAGGUACAAGCAGAUAAGGCAAGGCAUGAUUUGAGUGUGGCAGCAAUAGAAGGCAAAGAGUAUUUGUCCACAGCUGCUGAGAAUUCACCUGAGGUGAAGGACAUCGUUGAGACAUUUACCUCCCCAACUGAUGAUCUCAACAAAAUAUCUGGAGUUAGGGACUUCUAUGUUGGUGUACCUUAUGGUUUGAUACUUUCCCUUGGUGGCUUCCUUAACUUUAUGGUUACAGGAAGUAUUGCAGCCAUAAGGUUUGGGGUGAUUUUAGGUGGUGUCCUCUUGGCUUUAAGCAUUUCAAGUCUGAGAUCAUAUAAAAAAGGACAUUCCUCUCCUCUAGCUUUGAAGGGCCAAGCAGCAAUAGCAAGUAUAUUGUUUCUGCGGGAGAUAAGCAAAGGAUCGUCUUAUUUCACUGUCUUGAUCAGUGGUGCGGUAGUGGCAUUUUAUGUCUAUAGAAUGUUACUGGAACCUAAACAACAAAAGGGCUCAAACUUGGAAAGUGGAGGAGAAAACUAGUUCAGUGAUAAGUUAUUCACGGGCUGAGUCAUGAGGACCAAAGAUUCACUGCUGCGGGUUAUGGUUUCAUGCAUGGAAAAAACGAGCUUGGAAAAUCUAAAUAUAAUGUCACAUGUACUUUCAUGUAUGUUUUUGUCAGAAAAAUAC